Molecule: messenger RNA, 2114 nt
Organism: Aspergillus wentii DTO 134E9
Lineage: Eukaryota; Fungi; Ascomycota; Eurotiomycetes; Eurotiales; Aspergillaceae
Product: DNA-(apurinic or apyrimidinic site) lyase APN2
Exons: 6
Coding region: 27-1934 (635 amino acids)
Biological process (GO): base-excision repair
Cellular component (GO): nucleus
Molecular function (GO): phosphoric diester hydrolase activity; endonuclease activity; DNA-(apurinic or apyrimidinic site) endonuclease activity
Source: RefSeq, a predicted model, not a curated record
CGCAAUUUGGGUCUAUAGUGGCCGGGAUGGGGUUUCGUAUCACAACAUGGAACGUGAACGGAAUACGAAAUCCGUUCUCGUAUGAGCCAUGGAGGGGAAAGCGAACCUUCGAAGCCAUGUUCGAAAUAUUGCAAGCAGAUAUUGCUGUUCUCCAAGAAACCAAAAUACAGCGAAAGGAUCUUCGGGAUGAUAUGGUACUCGUGCCCGGAUGGGAUUGUUACUUCAGCCUACCGAAGAUUAAAAAAGGAUACUCUGGAGUUGUGAUCUAUACCCGUAAUGCAACGUGUGCUCCCAUCCGUGCUGAAGAAGGCAUUACUGGAGUUCUUUGCCCACCAAACUCGUCUGUUUCUUUCCGUGAUCUUCCCGAAGAACAACAGAUUGGUGGAUAUCCGACAUUUGAUCAGUUAUCUCAGUUUGAGCUCGAUGCUGCUACCCUCGACUCUGAAGGUCGUUGUGUAAUUCUCGAGUUUCCUGCGUUUGUUCUGAUAGGUGUUUAUUGCCCUGCGAAUCGGGAUGAGAGUCGUGAUUGUUUUCGUGUCAACUUCUUUGACGCACUAGAUUCUCGCGUUCGAAAUCUUGUUGCCAUGGGAAAGAAGGUUUUUGUCACGGGCGAUAUUAACAUAUCGAGGGCGGAGAUCGAUUCAGCGCACGUGGCAGAUGCCAUUCGUAAAGCAACGACGACGGAGGACGAAUUUGUAUCUGCACCUGUACGGCGUCUCUUCAACCAAAUGUUAGCAGGUGGAAAAGUCCUAGGGGAGCGGGAUGAGGGACGGGAACGACCUGUUCUUCACGAUAUUUGUAGGUCAUUUCACCCAGAUCGUAAGGGCAUGUAUACUUGCUGGGAGCAAAAGCUCAAUGCUCGACCGGGGAAUUUUGGCUCGAGGAUAGAUUACGUGCUGUGCAGCUUGGAUAUGCAAGACUGGUUCAACGAGUCCAACAUACAAGAAGGGCUUCUGGGAUCAGACCAUUGCCCUGUUUACGCCGUAUUUAAAGAUGAAGUAACCAUCGAUGGAGAAAACACCAAGAUACUGGAUAUUAUGAACCCCUCUGGCGUGUUUAAAAAUGGGGAGCGACAACAGGAGUACUUGACCAAGUGUCUUCUGCCUACGUCUGGACGGUUGAUACCGGAGUUUGACAAACGGAGAAGCAUCAAGGACAUGUUUUCUCGUAAACCAGCUAGUUCGCAAAAGCCGGCUCCAUCAGUACCAGCACUGGGACGAUCUUCUUCAGCCCAGCAAAAGGAAACCCCCUCAACGGUCCCGGAAAGGUCCUUGAGCGGGACAGUCGCCAGCCCCCCAGCCCCUCCACCCGGCGAAAAUACAGCCACCAAGGGAGUUACCCGUAAAAGACCGGAGAAGAACGAGUCCUCGCCGUAUAUCCCGGUCAAACGCUCGAAAUCGGUGGCUGGGCAAGCCCCGGCAAAUUCCGCCCCAGGACAGAAGACUCUCAGAGGCUUUUUCAAGCCGAAAAUUACGGCCAGUGACCCGUCCAGACCAGAUCCCCUCGAGACCCCCGAGCCGAUUUCUUCGCAGACAUCCGACCAAGUGGCUGGGUCACCUUCAAAACCAGUUGGAUCAUCGGAUCCCAGCCUCACGGAUGGUACUCGGGAUGAAGCUGGAGCUCAUACUGCAGAACAGUCCAGUCCAUCAGCCACUGCGACCCCAGCCGCGCCCCAGGAGGAUGAAUUUGUCCAUGACCCUAUCGUCAGCAAAGAGGAUUGGUCGAAGCUCUUCACCAAGAAACCCCCGCCACCCUGUGACGGCCAUCAGGAAGCGUGUAUCAAGAUGACGACCAAGAAGCCGGGUGUCAACUGCGGGAGAUCAUUCUGGAUAUGCCCACGACCUCUGGGACCAAGUGGAAAUAAAGAGAAGGGGACGGAGUGGCGAUGUCCAACAUUCAAGUGGACCAGUGAUUGGAAUCCCUCGACACAGUGAGCAUGGCCAUUUCGCCUGGUUUUUGUUAUAUCUCUCUUGAUUCUAGAAUGAUACCCCAUUUCCUGUCUUGAAUUGCUCGUGUAGGCUUAGGAUCUGCUGUAUCUUUUUCAAUCAAAGGUUUUCUUCGCGCCGUUGGGAACUUUUAUAUUGCCAGCGUACAGUAUAGGGUUAUGAUUUUUG